Molecule: messenger RNA, 792 nt
Organism: Pochonia chlamydosporia 170
Lineage: Eukaryota; Fungi; Ascomycota; Sordariomycetes; Hypocreales; Clavicipitaceae
Product: GDSL-like lipase/Acylhydrolase family domain-containing protein
Exons: 1
Coding region: 1-792 (263 amino acids)
Source: RefSeq, a predicted model, not a curated record
AUGGAAACUGCCACGCCCGCAAGCAAAACAAUGGUGACCUACGAUAAGCUUCUUCUGUUUGGAGAUUCUUUGACAGAGUUGAGCAGCGAUGUUCUUUCACUCCCAUUCGCCAUUACGCCUGCUUUACAGCAUUACUAUUUCCGAAAACUUGCUGUUGUUGCUCGUGGGUAUGGUGGCUACACCUCAGAGCACCUGCGGCACGUUCUAAUACCUACCAUUCGCGCGGAAACAGCUGGCGGGGAGAAGGUAAGGUUACUCGUCAUUGAGAUCGGGACUAACGACGCUGCUGCGAAUGCUGCGCAGCACGUACCGGUGGAAAAAUAUAUUCAAAAUCUAGGGUGGAUGGUAAUAAACGCCAGAACUGAGGGCGUAGAGCGAAUUGUCAUUGUUGGACCUGGACCUGUGGAUGAGGAGAUGCUUGAGGAGCCGGUGGACAAGAGCACAUUGAGAAAUUUGGAGUAUUCGGAUGCUGCCAAACAAGUUGCGAAAGAGCACAACGUCCCCUUUAUUGACCUGUGGCACGCUUUCAUGGAAAGGAUAGGUUGGAAUGAGACCGAAUCUGUCCCUGGCACAAGAGCUAAAGGCUCCAAGAGGUUGACGGCUUUGCUAACCGAUGGUGUGCAUUUUUCAGGGGACGGGUAUGGGAUUUGGUAUCGUCAAAUUUUAGUGGUGAUUUCGCAAAACUUUCCUGAACUUGAGGCAGAAGGAUUGCCAAUGGUCCUACCACACAUAUACAACAUCGAUCGGACCAACUUGCCGCAAAGUCUCUGGCAGCAAGCCCAUAUCGAUUAG